AGAAAUCGAACUUGGCAACCUCCCGGGCAGACCGGCGCAGGCAGCACGUGGUUCCCGGCUUUCAAAGGCUGUCUCUAUAACCUUUCGACGGUGCCGUUGUUCCUCUUCCCUCUGGUUCGCUCAUCUUCUCUGUUGUCAUCUUGUUCAUCGCAUCCAGAUGAUGAAAUACAUCCUCGUGACAGGCGGUGUGAUCAGCGGUGUUGGAAAAGGAGUGAUCGCAAGCUCGUUCGGCACUAUUUUAAAGUCUUGCGGAAUUCAUGUCACCUCAAUUAAAAUAGAUCCGUACAUCAACAUAGAUGCUGGGACAUUCUCACCAUACGAGCACGGUGAAACGUACGUUCUUGAUGAUGGAGGGGAAGUAGACUUGGAUUUGGGCAAUUAUGAAAGAUUUUUGGAUGUGACUUUACACAGCGAUAACAAUAUAACAACAGGGAAGAUAUAUCAACAUGUGAUAUCUAAGGAGCGAAGAGGCGACUACCUAGGGAAAACUGUACAAGUUGUUCCUCAUGUGACCGAUAUGAUCCAAGAAUGGGUUGAAAAAGUGGCAAACUGUUCGGUGAGCGAAGACAACAAAAAACCUGAUGUUUGCAUCGUUGAACUGGGUGGAACAAUCGGAGACAUCGAAGGAAUGCCAUUUGUUGAGGCUUUUAGGCAAUUUCAAUUCAGAGUGAAGCGGGAAAAUUUCUGCUGUGCACAUGUUUCACUUGUGCCUCAGCCAAAAUCUGCUGGAGAAUCAAAAACAAAACCAACCCAGGCUAGUGUGAGGGAACUGAGAGGACUUGGUCUUUCACCAGACCUCAUUGUUUGCCGUAGCGAAUUUCCUAUUACAGAAAAUGUCAAAUCUAAAAUAUCCAUGUUCUGCCAUGUUCCACCAGAGCAAGUACUAUGUAUCCAUGAUGUUUCUUCUAUAUACCGAGUGCCUCUGUUGAUGGAUAAACAAGGAAUCGUUGAAUUUUUCAACACUAGAUUAAAACUGAACAUUCCUUUGCCAAAGCCGAGAAAAUUCAUGAGCAAGUGGAAGACAAUUGCAGACAGGUUUGAUACACUGAGAAAAGAAUUGAAUAUUGCUCUAGUAGGAAAAUAUACAACAUUGGAAGAUGCUUAUGCUUCAGUUUCUAAAGCGCUCCAGCAUGCGGGUAUCUUCAUCGGUUAUAAAGUUAACAUCAUGUAUAUUGAGUCCGUAAAUCUAGAAAAGAGCAAUGAGUUGUCAAAUCCAGUUUUGUAUCAUGAAGCUUGGAAGCAACUUUGUAAAAGCGAUGGAGUUAUCGUCCCUGGCGGUUUUGGCACACGAGGAGUCGAAGGGAAAAUUGAAGCGUGCCGUUGGUGCCGGGAAACAAAAAAACCCUUUUUGGGAAUCUGCCUUGGACUACAAACUGCUGUGAUUGAAUUUGCGAGGAAUGUUCUCAAACUUCAUGAUGCGAAUACAACUGAAAUCGAUGAAAAAACUUCUUCCCCUGUUGUGAUUGAGAUGCCUGAACAUAACCCGGGAAAACUUGGAGGGACCAUGAGAUUAGGCAGAAGAACAACAGUCUUUAAAAACAAUACUUCCUCAGUUUUAAGACAGCUUUAUGAAAAUAAAGAAAAGAUAGAGGAAAGGCAUAGGCACAGGUACGAGGUGAACCUAGACUAUGUUGAACAGUUUGAAAAAUCAGGGUUCAAAUUUGUUGGUACAUGUGUAGAAGGCAAACGUAUGGAAAUUGUUGAAUUAGAAGACCACCCGUAUUUCAUUGCAACUCAGUUCCACCCUGAAUAUCUUUCAAGACCUUUGCAUCCGUCACCGCCGUUCCUCGGACUCGUACUUGCAGCGACAGGUAAGCUUUCUAACUUUCUGUCGAAAGGCUGUCGACUUUCCCCGAGGGACAUUUCCGAAAAUGAUUCAUCCUCAGAAGACGAGAUGAGCUUAAAUGAGAUUGUUACCAGUUCAAAUCAUCUAUCAAUUUGAGAUUAUUAUCAUCACCAAGAUUGAUCUCGUUGCUUUCGAUUGUAAGUUUUUAUAUACGUAUAUUAUUUUUAUUCCAUCGAAUCGAAUAAUUAAAUUUUUAUUUUACAGUUACGAAUAAUAAUAAUUUUUUAAUAAGUCAACAAAAUUGUUUUUACCAUUUACAUAGCUUUCUCCAAUUUUGUCUUAGUUUUUUAAUUAGAUCAAAGAUAAUUAUAAUCAUUUAUUUCACAAAAUUAGUCACAUUACACUUGUUUACUAUCAUUUGUCAAAUGUUAAUAAUAAAAUAUUUCUUCCUGUUAAGCAAUUUGAAAGGUUUUCUGUAAAGAUUUGACUGUGAAACUUUUCUUACUAACUAGACUUUUAUCCAUAACUUAAAAAUUUUAUUGCAUGGCUGUGUUACACUGGAAUCCCUUCUUUAUUUUAUUAAUGAACAUAUUUUUUGUGAUGAAUAAAAUUAUCUCAAACUGA
Cimex lectularius (bed bug) is the source of this 2410-nucleotide messenger RNA. RefSeq names its product CTP synthase 2 (gene Ctps). Bases 158 to 1942 code for a protein of 594 amino acids. Gene Ontology annotation, biological process: CTP biosynthetic process; pyrimidine nucleobase biosynthetic process. Gene Ontology annotation, cellular component: cytoplasm; cytoophidium. Gene Ontology annotation, molecular function: CTP synthase activity; identical protein binding. The transcript is spliced from 12 exons. NCBI's taxonomy places the organism in Eukaryota, Metazoa, Arthropoda, Insecta, Hemiptera, Cimicidae. The record is from RefSeq and is a predicted model, not a curated record.